Molecule: messenger RNA, 1217 nt
Organism: Rattus rattus (black rat)
Lineage: Eukaryota; Metazoa; Chordata; Mammalia; Rodentia; Muridae
Gene: Erfe
Product: erythroferrone
Exons: 8
Coding region: 1-1026 (341 amino acids)
Biological process (GO): positive regulation of D-glucose import across plasma membrane; positive regulation of insulin receptor signaling pathway; negative regulation of gluconeogenesis
Molecular function (GO): hormone activity
Source: RefSeq, a predicted model, not a curated record
AUGGCCUCGACCCGCAGCCCCGGUGGAGCGCGCACGCUGCUCGCCUGCGCCAGCCUGCUCGCCGCCAUGGGCCUCGGUGUCCCGGAGUCCGCCGAGCCCGUGGGAACCCAAGCACGACCGCAGCCGCCCGGGACCGAACUGCCCGCCCCGCCAGCCCACAGCCCGCCGGAACCCACCAUUGCGCAUGCGCACAGCGUGGAUCCCCGGGAUGCCUGGAUGCUGUUUGUCAAGCAGAGUGACAAGGGCAUCAACAGUAAGAAGAGGAGCAGGACCAAAGCCAGGAGGCUGAAGCUUGGCCUGCCAGGACCCCCAGGGCCACCAGGUCCUCAGGGUCCCCCAGGCCCCUUUAUCCCAUCUGAGGUUCUGCUGAAAGAGUUCCAGUUGUUGUUGAAAGGCGCGGUACGGCAGCGAGAGAGCACGGAGCACUGCACCAGGGAUCUCACUACACCAGCCUCGGGCAGCCCUUCCCGUGACCCAGUCACCCAGGAGCUUGAGAGCCAGGACCAAGGGGCAGUAUUGGCACUGCUGGCAGCUACCUUGGCCCAGAGCCCGCGGGCACCACGUGUAGAGGCCGCGUUCCACUGUCGCUUGCGCCGGGAUGUGCAGGUGGAGCGGCGUGCACUGCAUGAGCUCGGAGUCUACUACCUGCCCGAAGUUGAGGGAGCCUUCCGCCGGGGCCCAGGCUUGAACCUGACCAGUGGCCAGUACACUGCACCCGUGGCUGGCUUCUAUGCGCUCGCUGCCACUCUUCACGUGGCACUCACCAAGCAGCCAAGAAAGGGACCACCACAACCCCGGGACCGUCUGCGCCUGCUGAUCUGCAUCCAGUCUCUCUGCCAGCACAACGCCUCCCUGGAGACUGUGAUGGGGCUGGAGAAUAGCAGUGAGCUCUUCACCAUCUCAGUGAACGGUGUCCUCUAUCUACAGACAGGACACUAUACUUCUGUCUUCUUGGACAAUGCUAGCGGCUCCUCCCUCACGGUACGUGGUGGCUCUCACUUCAGUGCUAUCCUCCUAGGCCUGUGAGAGGCUGCUGCAGGCUCGUACCCUUACCAAGCAGCGUGGUCGAUGUCUACACUGCCAAGUGACAGUGGUCCUGUGCGGAAGGAAGCCCACUGGACCUCUGCACACGCUGGCCAUCACGUUACCUCCCAGCUCAGCCCCUGCACUGCUGCAGCGGUGACUGGAAGCCAGCUCUCCAGCAACUUGUGGAUAUC